This is a messenger RNA of Oldenlandia corymbosa var. corymbosa, 2430 nucleotides long. Lineage: Eukaryota; Viridiplantae; Streptophyta; Magnoliopsida; Gentianales; Rubiaceae. The record is from the annotation of a GenBank genome assembly.
AUGGCGCCGGAGGCCAGCUCAUCGUUGCCGGAUUUAAAUCCGGAGGCAAUAUUGGCGUCGGGUCGGGAUGCGGAGAAGCUGAGCCUACCUGCUUUGCAAUCCAAGAUGAAGUCUGACCCGGAAGGCUACGAAAUGGAGCUCCAGUUGAUAUACAGCCAAUUCAAGUCAUCCAUGGAGCUGUUCAAGGAUCAGGCGGCGAUGAGCUUCACAUCUGCCAGUGGCAUCGCCGCUGACCCCACCGUCGCCAAGAAUUUGGGAGACCGGGCCAUGUUCUUGGCCCAUGUUGCCCCCUUCUACCCGAAGAUGAAGCAGAUGUCCGAAUUCCCCGGAGAACUCGCUGAAUUUCUCCGUGCGUCUGCUCGGACCCUCCCUUCAGGCCUUCGGGUUCAUGUCACCCAGGCUCUUAUACUACUCAUUAACAGAAAGAUGGUCGAUACGGAGAAAAUUCUUGAGUUGUUCAUGGAGCUACAGACAUUUGGGGAUAAGACUCUCAGGACAUUGGCAUUUUCGCAUGUUGUUCAUAGUAUCAGGAAGAUGAAUCAGAAGCACAAGAAUGACAAGAAGAAUCGGGCACUUCAGAGUAUUCUCUUCUCAAUGUUGCAGCAAGAGGAUGAAACAAAAGCAAGAAGGUCACUUAUUACACUCUGUGAGCUUCACCGGAGAAAAGUGUGGUUUGAUGACAGGACUGCAAAUGCUAUCUGUAAUGCGUGUUUUCACCCAUCGACAAGGAUCAUGGUUGCUGCUUUGUCUUUCCUUCUUGAUUACGAGAAGAUUGAGAAUGGUAGUGAUAGUGAUGAUGCAGACAGUGAAGAGGAACUGGAAGCACAACAACCUCAGAUAGUAGUCAGUAAAGAAGCUAUCUACAAGGCACAACAUAAAGGUACCUCUGCCAGCAAAAAGAAAAAGAAAGCAAAAUUGCAGCGUGUGAUACGCAGCAUGAAGAAGCAGCAACGCUCUUCUGCGCAGAAGAAUGUUUCAAGUUAUUACUCACCGUUAAAGCACUUGAAAGAUCCACAGGGAUUUGCCGAGAAGUUGUUCUCUCGGCUCCUAACUAAAACUGGCAGUGAAAGGUUUGAGGUCAAGAUGAUGUUGCUGAAAGUGAUUACUCGCGUUGUUGGUCUUUAUAGUUUAAUAAUCGAAAAUCUAUAUCCUUUUCUUCAGAAAUAUGUGCAGCCCCAUCAGCGUGAUGUCACCAGUUUGCUUGCAGCUGCAGUUCAGGCUUGCCAUGAUAUGGUGCCGCCUGACUUUGUGCAACCAUUGUUCAAACAAAUAGUGAACCAGUUCGUGCACGACAAAUCUCGGACAGAGGCCAUUUCUGUUGGAUUGAAUGUGGUACGAGAAAUAUGCCUGCGUAUGCCUCUGUUGAUGACAGAAGAUUUACUUCAAGAUCUUGUAUUGUAUAAGAAGUCAAAUGAGAAAGCGGUUUCAUCAGCUGCUAGAUCGCUGGUGACUUUGUUUAGAGAGGUUUGUCCUUCCCUUUUGCUAAAAAAGGAUAGGGGACGUCCCAUUCAUCCAAAGGCAGCGCCUAAAGCCUAUGGUGAAGUCACAGUUGCCACCAAUGUCCCUGGAGUUGAGCUACUGGAAGAUGACAAUGGCAGCAUUGAUAGUGACACAGAUGAUGAGUUAAUUAGCUCAUCAGACAGAGAGGAAGAUGUUGUUUCAGAAAGUGAUUGUGAUGGCUCUGAUAAUGAUGAUGGUGGCAUCCUCAGCAAGGGAUCAAGUAGUGAAGAUGACUUCAUGCUAGAAGAAGAUGAUUCUGAAGAUGAUGCUAAUAUUAGCUAUGAGAGUGCUGAUGCCACAAGUGAGGAUAAUGACCAAAAUGGCGAGUCUGAUGAAGACGAUGAGCAUGAGGCAUCUGGCAGUCUGUCCAGUGUCAGAGGUGAUGAUGCAAAUCAUGAAAGGCGUCCUAAGUUUGGAAAGCGCAAAUUAUCUGACUUUGACGAAGAACUCAAUGCUGCAAACAAAAGCCUUCGAGCACUGAAGAAACUGGCCGGAACCAGGACGAACGACACUGCUGAUGCAGAUGAUGGUAUUCUUUCCAAUGAGGACUUCCAAAGAAUUAAAGAGCUAAAGGCUAAGAAGGAGGCAAGGGUUGCAUUAAAUGCUCAUGGAUUCAAGCUUCCAAGUUCAGACCAACUUAGUCUUAAAAGAGUUGAUGCCGCUAAACUUGAGGCUAACAUACGAAGGAAGAUGACCAAGGAUGAAAGGCUGGAAUUAGUUAGAGCUGGAAGGGAAGACAGAGGAAAGUACCAAGCUCGAGCUGCUAUUAAAAAGAAAAAGACUGGUGGUUUAACCAAUAAGCAAAAGGAGCACAAAAAGGCUUUGCCUCGAGCUGCCAAGAUGGCAAAAGUAUCACGAUCGAAACAGGAGAAGAAAAGAAAACAGCAACGUUCUGGGAAACAAUUUCGUGGAAGGAAAGCUUGGAAAUGA